Messenger RNA from Trematosphaeria pertusa, 1838 nucleotides. Its product is annotated as GPI transamidase component GPI16 precursor. Gene Ontology annotation, cellular component: GPI-anchor transamidase complex. Lineage: Eukaryota; Fungi; Ascomycota; Dothideomycetes; Pleosporales; Trematosphaeriaceae. The coding region runs from base 45 to 1802 and encodes 585 amino acids. The record is from RefSeq and is a predicted model, not a curated record. Gene Ontology annotation, biological process: attachment of GPI anchor to protein. The transcript is spliced from 2 exons.
GCCAUCACAGCUCCCGGCGCGCAUUCGGCUGCUGCAAUGUUGCAAUGCUUUCUUUCCUUCACUUCUUGCUUCUCAUUGCCCUCGUAGCAUGCGCCUCCGCGAGCUCUGACUACCACGAGCGGCUCCUUCUUCGGCCCCUUCCCCAGUCGACCCUCCUCGCCUCGUUCAAUUUCCGGAGCAUGGAGUCUUCGGUAGCAUUCGCGCAGCAGAACUUCCGCUACUUCCCCCGAUCGUUCGGCCAGAUACUGCAACAUGCGCACACCAAGGAGCUACAUGUACGCUUCAGCGUAGGAAGGUGGGAUGCGGACAACUGGGGACAGCGACCGUGGCAUGGCGCGAGAGAAGGAGGCACUGGUGUCGAACUCUGGGCAUGGAUAGAAGCGCAGAGUGAGGAAGAAGCCUUCUCACGAUGGCUGACUCUGGUCAACUCGCUUUCCGGCCUAUUCUGCGCCUCUCUAAACUUCAUCGAUGCCACGAAGACGAUACGACCCGUCAUGUCAUUUGUCCCGGAGGGUGACCACGCCAACUCAACCAGCCUUCACCUUCUACACGGCACGCUGCCCCACGAAGUCGUCUGCACGGAAAACUUGACACCUUUCUUGAAGCUGCUGCCGUGUAAGGGCAAGGCAGGCAUAUCCAGUUUGCUAGAUGGACACAAGCUGUUCGAUGCAUCUUUCCAGACCAUGGCGAUUGAUGUGCGGCCUGUCUGUGAAGGCGCCGGCGGGAGCUGUGUCCUGGAGAUGGAGCAGACAGUGGACAUGGUUCUAGACAUCGCUCGGUCAAAGCGGCCUCGGGACGACCCCAUUCCACGAGCUCGUCCCAUCGAGGAGAUUGAGUGCGACACCGGCAAAGGGUACAACUCGGGCGACACCUGCUAUCCUUUGGACAAACACGCGGAGCCGGCUUGGAACCUGACUGAGCUCUUCGGGCGGCCUUUGAAGGGCGCGUGUCCUUUGACCGAGGAGACUGGGGACGAUGCGAACACCCUUUGCAUCAACACUCCUCCCGAGCGUACCAUACAGGUCAACACAACCGGGAAGUAUGCGGAAACGAGAUCAGCGUCAGACACCCUCCGAUGCUACAAGCUUCCAAUCGGUGCCGAAUUCGACCUCGUUCUUCCGGAGCAGCAGAUGACGACUGGACUUGUCCGCGCUGAGCCUCAACUUUACGCCGCUCGCUCCAUCAACGGCCACGGGCAGGAGCGUGGAAGCGUGCAGGCAGUUAUUAAGAACCCUUCUGAGACUGAUGCCGUCGAGUUCGUAUACCUGGAGUCGCUUCCCUGGUUCAUGAAGCCCUACCUGCACACUCUACGCGCCCGUGUCGACACUUCAUCCGAAAACCCCGUAAGGGAGACAUACUACCGCCCGGCCGUUGAUCGGCGCCGAGGCACUCAUCUCGAGCUGCGCAUGGUCAUCCCCGCUGGCUCGACCCUCACGCUCACCUACGACUUCGAAAAAGCCAUCCUCCGCUAUACCGAAUACCCUCCUGAUGCAAAUCGUGGCUUCGACGUCGCGCCCGCUGUCAUCCGUCUCCUGGCUCCGUACCAAUCCGUCGAUAAGAAGGGCAUCUACCUACGCACCACUUCUCUCCUCCUUCCUCUCCCAACGCCCGACUUCAGCAUGCCGUAUAACGUCAUCAUCCUGACCAGCACCGUCAUGGCGCUUGGCUUUGGUAAUAUAUUUAACUUAUUGGUAAGGCGCUUCGUCGGCGUAGACGAGGUUCCUGCGCUCGGCGCCGGGGGGCUGAAAGGCGUCAUAAUGGGGAAGAUAGAGAGACUAAAGGCAAAGCUUGGAAGAGCGUAGAAUCUCCUUGUUGAAGUAAUGAAACAUGUCUUGUUC